UUAAUUCAAGAUAAAGAAAUAGUAGACCUGAAAGUCGCUUGCUAUAAUAUAAAUGGUUUGAGAAAUACUAAUAGUUACAAGUUAGAAGGUCUGUUAGAUUGGGCUAUAGAGGAGGAUAUUGGAAUCAUAGGCAUGGCAGAAACAAACAUGAAGAGCAAAGAAGGCAAUUACAUGUUGAAAGAUAAUAGAGAUUUUAUUGGGUUUUGGGCUA
This is a messenger RNA of Dentiscutata heterogama, 211 nucleotides long. NCBI's taxonomy places the organism in Eukaryota, Fungi, Glomeromycota, Glomeromycetes, Diversisporales, Gigasporaceae. The record is from the annotation of a GenBank genome assembly.